AUGAUCCGCACUCAGGUCAACGAUGCAGUUGCCAUCGUAUUAUUUCGCGUUCUGAACAGCUCCGAGAGUUUCGAGGACCUGAGCGUUGGCCAAGUCAGUGGUCGCAUUGGAUCCCAGACUGCCUUGCUGCUCUUCGGCUCUGUCGGGCUGGGCAUCGCUCUGGGCUUUCUGCUCAUGCUGACUACUCGCUUCUGUCGUUUGGCGGACCAGACCUCUCCUUGUGUACUGUUCGUUUUUGUAUCCAGCUUUUUCAUCUACUGCUUUGCGGAGCGAGUGUGUUCGAUGUCAGGGAUUAUCACCGUGCUGUUCGCUUCCAUGUUUGCUAGCGCUUUCGCAAGGGAGCAGUUCUCUGCAGAGGCCACCAUGUUCUGUGCUUUUGCACUGAAGCAGGCAGCCACUCUAGCCGACAUGGUAGUUUUCCUUUUCGUUGGCAUCACGGCCGUGUACUGCGAUCGCAGAGGUCUAGUGUUCGGAAGUCUCGUCAUCGCCUUCUGCCUUCUUGGAAGAGCAGCUGCCGUGUUGCCGCUUGCACUGCUAACCAACGGUUGCAAGUCUGUGGCUGGCCACUCACUGAGCUGGGAGAAGAGUCUGAGAUUGAACUGGAAGAAGAUCUUCAUGAUGUGGCACGCUGGCUUGCGCGGGGGAAUUGCUUUGGUCCUCACGCUGGAGCUAGAGCCGUGGGUCGAUGAGGGUUCACCUGGCACCAGGGAUACUCUUCGGAAUGCUACAAUUCUGAUCAUUGUCUUUUUUCUGCUCUUUUUCGGGGGCACGACCAAAGUCUUGCUGAAGUGUUUGGGAAUCCCGAUGGAAGGCAAGGCCAAGCCAAUGCACAUCCACCAUGACACAGUCUGGCGCUGCCUACACCACAUAAAAUAUCGAGUUCUGUCUAAAGCGUUGGUUCCGGAAACCGCCAAAAUGAAUGAGGGUGCCCUUCCUCAGCUGAUAGCGGACUUCGCCGCUGUUGAGAGGAAGGGUUCUUCCGCUUCUCUCCCCGGCGGUAUCCGCUCCUCGAGACUUCCGGUGAUCCCAUCACAGCGUUCAGUGGAUGCCCGGCGUGGCGAUGAGAUGGUCAGCCUCUUCGGAAUGGUGGAUCCCUUGAACGCGAAUGAUUCUGGCUCAGAAGCGGGCACGGACGAGACUGAGGAGAGUGCCACAGAAACAGAUGAGUGA
Molecule: messenger RNA, 1170 nt
Organism: Symbiodinium necroappetens
Lineage: Eukaryota; Dinophyceae; Suessiales; Symbiodiniaceae
Source: the annotation of a GenBank genome assembly